This is a messenger RNA of Saprolegnia diclina VS20, 936 nucleotides long. RefSeq lists its product as hypothetical. The coding region runs from base 1 to 936 and encodes 311 amino acids. The record is from RefSeq and is a predicted model, not a curated record. The transcript has 10 exons. NCBI's taxonomy places the organism in Eukaryota, Oomycota, Saprolegniomycetes, Saprolegniales, Saprolegniaceae.
AUGGCGACCGUCUUCCAGCGCAUGCAGUACGCCCUCUCGGGCACGACGGCCGGCCGUCGCUUCCAGGAGCAAAUGGACAUGGCCACGAUAGCAAUGUUGACACACCUCAAGGAGCUCCAUGUUGCCCGCGGUCCUGGCAUCGUGACGCCCGAGGAGAAGGAAGCGCUGUUCGAGCAGGCUGUCGAGGCCAUGGAGACCAAGACAUUCGAGGAACACAAGGCAGUGGCCCAGACUGCGCUCACCAAGCAGGCCGAAGCCCUGUUUAGCGCGCUCAUGCUUGGCAACCAAGUCUUGCAACAGAAGCCCAACGUCUUCUCCAUCACCGCGGAGCGUCCGGCGACGUCGCCCCAUACAACCAUUGAAGGCUACGUCCAGGCCCACGUCGGCUUUUCGCUGCAAGUGCAAGACUCGACGAUUGAGACCGCCGGUCGCGGCCUCUUCUUGCAGGGGACGGCGGUCGCGGGGACGCUCGUCGCCUUGUACCCGGGCACGGUCUACCUCUCGGAGCACUACCGCAAGAAAUACUUUGACGUUGUCUCCAACAACCCGUUUGCGCGUGCUCGUUUCGAUGGCGCCAUCAUCAACGCCAAGGACCAAGCCAUUCCGCACGUGAACCAUUAUGCGCUGGCACAAAUGGUCAACCACCCGCCCGCCGGCGCGUCCCCGAACGUGCUGCCCGUCGCAUUUGACUUUCCUGCUGCCGAGCCGUUCACGUCCGAAGCGUUUGCACCGUACAUUCCCAACCGCUACGUCGAACAGCCGUCGCUGUUUGCCAUGUUUGGCAAGCGCGGUCUUGUCCCGGGUAUCGCACUUGUGACCCUCCACGACGUCCAAGACGAAGAGCUUUUUCUCAACUACCGGUACAACCCGAGCUUGCCGUACCCCGAAUGGUACACGCCGGUCGACAAGGAAGCCGACGAAAAGAUGUGGGGCUAA